CGAGAGCUGUAACCCGCAGGGGCUCCCCUUGCCGCCGCCGGGGAGCCUCUCGGCUGACCCCGACGGUGGUAAGGGCGCGGGCAAACUCCGUUCUGCCGGGCUUCCCCCGCCGCCCUCCCGGGACACUGCCGGCACGGGAACUGAGGCGUGAGGCUCCAUAAGUGCCCCCAAGUGGGUUCAAUUUCUGUCCUCAACAAAAGAUAUCUACAGAAAUGCAGGAAUGCCUGUCCUAGAAAAAAACAUGCAGAAGAAAGAGAAAGAUACAUGCAGUAAAGAUGAGACAGCAGUGCCAAAACUUCCAGUCCCACCACUGCAACAGACCUUAGGCAUGUACCUAAAGUGUACAAAACACUUGGUGCCAGAGGAGCAAUUUAGAAAGACCAAGGUCAUUGUGGAACAGUUUGGAAUUGCAGGAGGCCUGGGGGAAUCCUUGCAGCAAAUCCUCGAGGAAAGAAGGGAAAAGACAACGAACUGGGUGUUUAACUACUGGCUGGAUGACAUGUACCUCAACAACCGGCUUGCUCUUCCAGUCAAUUCCAGCCCAGCAAUUAUCUUUGCUCGUCAGUAUUUCAAGGAUGUAAAUGACCAGCUGAGGUUUGCUGCCAAUCUCAUUUCAGGAGUGCAAGACUAUAAAGCUUUACUGGACACCCAUGCUUUACCUGUUGAUUUUGCUCGUGGACAGCUGUCUGGUCAUCCUCUCUGUAUGAAGCAAUACUAUGGACUCUUUUCUUCCUAUCGUCUUCCAGGACAUACCAAAGAUACCCUCGUGGCCCAGAAAAGCAGUGUAAUGCCAGAACCAGAACACAUCAUUGUUGCUUGUAACAAUCAGUUUUUUGUUUUGGAUGUUGUCAUUAAUUUCCGUCGUCUCAGUGAGGGAGAUCUUUUCACUCAGUUACGAAAGAUAGCCAAAAUGGCAGAGAAUGAAGAGGAAAUGCUGCCUCCAAUUGGCCUGCUGACAACAGACGGAAGAACAGAGUGGGCAGAGGCCAGGACGAUCCUUAUGAAAGACUCUACUAACCGCGACUCUCUUGACAUGAUUGAACGGUGCAUAUGCCUGGUGUGCCUGGACAGCCCAAGCGGGGUGGAACUCAAUGAUACAAACAUGGCAUUGCAACUGCUACAUGGGGGAGGCUACCAUAAAAACGGGGCCAAUCGUUGGUAUGACAAACCUAUGCAGUUUGUGGUAGGAAGAGACGGAGUCUGCGGUACCGUGUGUGAACAUUCCCCUUUCGAUGGCAUCGUACUGGUGCAGUGCACUGAACACUUGCUCAAGCACAUGAAAGAAAGCUCCAAGAAAUUAGUCCGAGCUGAUUCAGUGAGUGAGCUUCCUGCUCCACGGAGACUAAGAUGGAAAUGUUCCCCUGAAAUUCAGGCACAUUUGGCAUCAUCAGCAGAAAAACUCCAAAGGAUAGUAAAAAAUCUGGACUUUAUUGCCUACAAGUUUGAGAACUAUGGAAAGGAAUUUAUUAAGAAACAAAAGAUUAGCCCAGAUGCCUACAUUCAAGUAGCACUUCAGCUGGCAUUUUACAGAUGCCACAGGAGACUUGUCCCUACCUAUGAAAGUGCUUCCAUACGCCGAUUUGAUGAGGGCAGAGUCGACAAUAUUAGGUCUGCUACCUUGGAAGCAUUUGCUUUUGUGAAAGCAAUGACUGAUGACAAGACAGCUCUAUCGGAGUCUGAGAAGAUGCAGAGAUUUAAGGAUGCAAUUGCAGCACAGACUAAUUACACUAUUCUGGCUAUUACUGGAAUGGCAAUAGACAAUCAUCUGCUAGGGCUCAGAGAGGUGGCACGGGAACACUUCAAGGAACUGCCAGAGAUAUUUACAGAUGAGACAUAUUUGACAAGCAAUCGAUUCAUCCUCUCAACCAGCCAGGUUCCAACUACUAUGGAAAUGUUCUGCUGCUACGGGCCUGUGGUGCCCAAUGGUUAUGGGGCAUGUUACAACCCUCAGCCAGAGCAUAUAUUAUUCUGCAUUUCAAGCUUUAAAGACUGUAAAGAAACCUCCUCAGACAUGUUUGCAAAAGCUGUGGAAGAAAGUCUCCUAGACAUAAGAGAUCUGUGCAGCAAAUGCAACUCUACUAUGGCAAAGCCACUUGCUAAACAAGAAGCAGACACGCAGCCGCAGAGUGACCGCAAACUCUAAGAGGCUGUGGGAAUUAUUCUCCUGAAUUCACCUUAUGAAGAAACAAUGACAUAGUUGUUCAAAGGCAAGAUAGUACUAGUAAUACAUAGCGUAGAUCCAAAACGUCAUUUGUUUUACAUUGUUGCCAACAUUUAAAAACCUGUAAGUACUAAAUCUACCAUUUCUUGCUUGAGAGUCACCAAAAAAGGUUUGGUCUCAUUGUCUUAAAUGAAGGAGGAACUAACAGGAGUAUGUGUUGUACUACCAUUUCUAACCAUAAUUAUCUUAUGCCAUUUUAUCACCUGAGAAAUUGAGUAAGAUAUUAUAUGACAUAAUUUAAAUACCAAGGCACACCAAUUAAUUAAUAUUCCCCGUAAGUAGAUCUAAAAUAUUCACAUCUGUUCCUGCAAGAUUUGCAUGGAAAGAAAAAAAAAGAAAUUUCCCCUAUCGGGAAUGUUGAGAGUAACAUUGUAAAUAAUAGGCUGAUGUCAUUAAAUCUUGAAAAUUUGCAUGAAGAGUAUUUAAAACCACCAUGCUAUUUCCUACAUAAGAAAAGCAGAUUAUUUUUAAGAGUGGCUGCUGUGUAUUUCCACAGACAGAGUUUAGGAAGAUUACACUAGUGUUUGCAUGUUCCCCCAAUUAAAAAAUGCUGCAGAAAUAAUUUAGCCUUUAUUAUGGUUUGCACUGGCCUCAAGCACAGUCCCAUUCUGAAAGCAGCAUGUUGGAGAUAAGAUCCAUCACAGACAACUGGGAGAAUUUUGUCCGUAAUUAAUUGACUUAAUUAUUUCUUUCUAUCAGUGAACAAAAUCCAGUCUGACAGAGAGGCAAAGCACAAAGCAUAAGUGCAAUUCAAUCCUACUUAAGACCUUUUGUGUUUGCACAGGAAUGAAUUUAGUCACUGUGACUAGCAGGAGAGUGUAUGCAACCACACAAAAUCAGAAAGCAAUAAAUAACUAGAAUGAAGGGCCAAACUUGCAAUAUAAGGAAGCCUCCAAGCUAAGGCUAUAAAUACCAGUUUAAGAGUAGUGGUAGUCAUAUCAGCUUUGCAUCAUCCCACUUGGGACAGAUUUUUUAAUAGUAGAUAUAGGGUAUCGUAUUCUGCAAUAUACAGUAAAUUCAAUCAGGAAAAUAAUAUAGUAUCUGGUAAUUCUCAUAUUCUGUGAGUGUUAUCCUGAAGGUUUUCUCAUUGUCUCUUUCAUCUCCUACAAAUCCCUCCAAGGACUGAUAUUUUCAGUUACCUUCUCUCGAGCUGAAAUAUGUUGCCUUGCUUAGAGGUGUUCAGUCAUCACUGUUAGAAUACAACUUACUGACUAAAGACACUUACUAACUCCAGUGCAGAUCCUUUGCUAGGCAAGCUGGAGCACACUCGGAAGCCUGGCCAGGGAUUGCUUACUUGCCUGUGGAGAAGCAGAAACAUUUCUUCUUCCUUUGUAGACUGAACAAUAACAUGCUUAAGCACACUCAAGCCUAAAAGCAGGAGAAUAGAUUUAUUACAAUAAACUAGAAGCGCAGAUAGGUUUCUAAGAACUCUAGAUACAGAUUCAGUAGAUUAUAUAUGUCCAUGCUUAUUUUACUGCCUCUUUGGAGUUGCAUACAUGCAAUUAAGCAGUCUGCUGGAUAAAGGCUAUCCACAACCCCAUAUAUGAAAGCACAGUGGGCCUGAUAACCAAUUGGAGCAACUCAGCUAUGUUGGAGCAAAUCAACUAUGAUGAUUUACAAUGAUUGAGAGCUGGGCUCAUUUUUUAAAAGUUAAUGUGCUCAUUUAAAAAUACCUAUGUUUCAUUACUCCAUGAGCUGUGGUUCAAACCAAAGAUGAAAUCUAUUUUUAGAAUAUAUAAAUAAUAUUAUGGCAUAAAAGCUGCCCCAAAGUUAAAAUGUAAAAAAAAAUAAAAAUUUAAAAAAAAAAUCAAGAAAACUGUUAGUUAAACCAAAUGUUCACUUAAUGAAUAUACUGUUCAAAAUGUGGCUUUAAAUCGUUCCUGUACUAUAAUUACAAGAAUUAUUUGAAACAUUCCCAAUAAUUUUUUGUUCUGUCUCAUAUCACUACAAAGGCAUUCUGCAUUUUUAACAUAAACGUAGCACUACAAUCUCAAGAUUUUUUCAUAGAAUUGUAUAUGUAAAAUUAUAACCA
Grus americana (Whooping crane) is the source of this 4253-nucleotide messenger RNA. RefSeq names its product choline O-acetyltransferase (gene CHAT). NCBI's taxonomy places the organism in Eukaryota, Metazoa, Chordata, Aves, Gruiformes, Gruidae. The record is from RefSeq and is a predicted model, not a curated record. Gene Ontology annotation, biological process: acetylcholine biosynthetic process; neuromuscular synaptic transmission. Gene Ontology annotation, cellular component: neuron projection; cytoplasm. The coding region runs from base 221 to 2143 and encodes 640 amino acids. Gene Ontology annotation, molecular function: choline O-acetyltransferase activity. The transcript has 15 exons.